Beauveria bassiana ARSEF 2860 is the source of this 1461-nucleotide messenger RNA. Its product is annotated as Hsp90 co-chaperone Cdc37. Gene Ontology annotation, cellular component: cytoplasm. Gene Ontology annotation, molecular function: heat shock protein binding; protein-folding chaperone binding; protein kinase binding. The transcript is spliced from 3 exons. Lineage: Eukaryota; Fungi; Ascomycota; Sordariomycetes; Hypocreales; Cordycipitaceae. The coding region runs from base 1 to 1461 and encodes 486 amino acids. Gene Ontology annotation, biological process: protein folding; protein stabilization. The record is from RefSeq and is a predicted model, not a curated record.
AUGCCGGUCGACUACAGUAAAUGGGACGCCCUAGAGCUCAGCGACGACUCCGACAUCGAAGUGCAUCCCAACAUCGACAAGAAAUCGUUUAUUCGAGCGAAACAGAACCAAAUCCAUCAGGAGCGGCAGCAGCGCAAGCAGCGCAUCUCGGCGCUCAAAUACGAAGUCGCCCUCCAUGAGGCGCUGCUGAAGCGCAUCUCGGCGCUGGUGGCGGCGCUCCAGUCGCGGGCUUCGGAGGCGGCGUCGGCGCAGGACCCGGGCCAGCUAGCUUUUCAGGCCGUCAUGGAGUCGGCGGGCAACCAAGAGGAUGACGCCCUGCCCCCCGUGCCCGAGGGUCUUCGCGUGGACCCCAACACGCCCAAGUCGUACUCGGCCAUGAUGGCGGGCCUGCUCGAUCAGGUCAACAAGGCUAUGAAUGAGAAGAAACCCGACGACCGCUACAAGGCGAUGUUGGAGGAGAUUGGGGUCCACGAGACGCAGGUGCGGACGCUGAUCAGGGAGAGCAGCGACGAGCUGGCCAAGCUGGAAAAGGAAGAGGGUAAGAAGAUUACAAGCGAGGGCAUCCACACCGGCUUCGAUAGCUCCUUUGUGAGCAAGACCACCGCCAAGGAUGGCGACUCGACCAAGGUUGAGCUUUUAAACCCAAAUUAUACACCAUCUGGCGAGCCGUCGACAUCGUCAAACAACGCAUCCGCCACCAUAGGCGACGACGAGGAUAUCGAGGCGUCACCCGCCGCCCGCAAGUUUGCCGAGAUCCAUAUCAGCGAUUAUUCGGCCAGCCUCGACCAUCUCAUCAAGAACCCACAGAUUUUAACCGAAAGGGAGACGGAUGCACUGCUGGUGUUGGCUUUUGACGCCGCGCUUGAGAGCAAGGACGAACGCACCAAGCAGUGCGUGCAUCAGGCGCUGCUGCUGCAGUACUGCCGCACGCUGGGCCGCGACGGCGUGGCGCUCUUUUUCAAGCGUAUCACGGCAAGUGGCGGCAACAACGCCAAGGAAGUCUUUUACAAGGACGUGCAUGACACGUACAUGCGGAUCCGCACGCGCGCGCGCGAGAUUGUCGCCGAGCGCGCCAAGGAGCCUGUCGGGGGCGUCGAGCAGAUCCAGCUGCACGCCGUGGAGCCCGGCACCGCCAUCACCAUCAGCGUGCCGCCCAAGGACAGCGAGGAUCCAGCGGUGCAGGAGGCCCGGGAGAUUUACGAGCAUUUUAGCGAAGAGAUGCGCGCGGCGCUGGAGACGGGCGAGCUGGACAAGGUGAAUGCGGUGCUGGGCGAGCUCUCCGUGGAGGAGGCGGAGGAAUACGUCAGUCUGUUUGGCGAGGCCAACAUUCUAACCCUGGAGGAACAAAUCAUAGACGCAACCACGGAAGAGGGUCAGCAGCAAGUCAAGGAGCUACAGGCUCGGGCUGCGGCUGACAGAGCAGCUGAAGCAGACGAGGAAGCGAUUGGUGACCCAGAGUAA